Bipolaris maydis ATCC 48331 is the source of this 531-nucleotide messenger RNA. RefSeq lists its product as uncharacterized. The record is from RefSeq and is a predicted model, not a curated record. NCBI's taxonomy places the organism in Eukaryota, Fungi, Ascomycota, Dothideomycetes, Pleosporales, Pleosporaceae.
AAGAGGCGGGUAACAUUUGCCCCAGGCACUCUUUUCGAACCAGGACGUGUAUGUAAUGAGUUCUGGAGGUUUGGACCGUUAUACAAAGCGGGGAAGCAUGCACAUGUUAGGAGCGGGGGAUGGCUUGAUACUAGUUUCAAGUCGGACGCGUUUGAGGUGAUGCUCAAUCUCAAGAUCUACGCAACAUAUACUGUCGACAGCAUGGCCGAACUGAACGACAUCCAUGAUGAGUUUGUGACGUACAUGCGCGAAGGCAAGCCGGUGUCUCCGGGAAAACGCAGCACACUUCGAGACCACGAACUCUGCUACGAGGUAAUGGAUGAGUAUGGAGAGUAUCUUAGACGCUGUAAUGCUAGUGGUUCGACCCUGGCUGAAGACGAGCUAGCCGAGGCAAAAGUCUUGGUUGUCUACCAGGGCCAAAACGGCGGACUCGUUGGUUUCCAGUUUCUUAAAGACACGUGGGACGAUGCGGAGGCUGCGGAGUACCUGGAGCAGUUGAAAGAUGAGAUCCCUCCAGAAAAUCAAGGUCAA